GUGUCUCCUAAUUCCAUACCAACAAAAAGUUCUAUACUUAGCAAAAAAAUCAAAAGGAGAAAAGAGGUCCCAUCACUCUUCAUUCCCAUGCCGCGCCCGUUUGCCUCUGCAUCGAAUUCUCAGUUGUUGUGUUUUUCCUCAUUCCGUCUUCUCAAAUUCUCAACACCAAAUUAUCAUAAUUAAUUUCCUUGCAGCACAGGUUUCCUCAGAAGGGAUUGCAGAAUUCUGCUGAUAUUGAAGCUCUGCAAAUUUCGAAGAUGGAGAUUUGUUACAAGCCUUAUGUGGAUCCUGAGUAUGAAUCUUUGUUGGAAAGGAUUUACCCUCCCAGGGUUUGUAUCGAUAACAAAACGUGCCAAGAUUGCACUCUUGUUAAGGUGGACAGUGCAAACAGGCAUGGGAUAUUACUCGAAAUGGUCCAGGUUUUGACAGACCUUGACCUGGUUAUAUCCAAAUCAUACAUUUCUUCAGACGGUGGAUGGUUCAUGGACGUAUUUCACGUGGCAGACCAGCUCGGCAACAAAAUUACUGAUGAAAGCCUCAUUCUUUACAUUCAACAGGCGCUUUGUGCAAGUAGGAGUGGUGGGGUAAAGAAGGAACUAGAGACUUGUGUUAAAAGAGAGGUGAGGCCACGCCAUGUGUCGACGGAGCACACAGCGUUAGAGAUGACGUUGAGGGAUAGACCGGGCCUUAUGUCAGAGAUUGCGGCUGCUCUUUACCAAUUGGGCUGCAACGUCACUGCCGCGGUGGCGUGGACACACAACACCAGAGUGGCCUGCAUAAUCUACGUGGAAGAAGGGUUCACGGGCGGGCCUAUCACCGACCCAAACCGCCUUGCCCAAGUGCAGGACCAUCUGGAGAAUGUUGUUGGGGCCCAUCAAGAGAAUUGUGAGCGGAGGAGUGUCCGGUUGAUGGCACCAGCCGCUGGGAGGACGCACACUGAGCGGCGGCUCCACCAGUUGAUGUAUGCUGAUAGGGAUUACGAGCAGUGUCGUGGCUGCGACGGUAGUUGCCGGCAGUGGAACGGAUGUGACAAGACCCAUGUGUCGAUAGAGACUUGCAAGGAGAAGGGGUAUUCGGUGGUGAAUGUAAGGAGCAGUGACAGGCCGAAGCUGUUAUUUGAUACUGUCUGUGCAUUGACGGACAUGCAUUAUGUAGUGUUCCACGCAGCAGUUAGCUCAAAGGGUUGCAUUGCCAAUCAGGAAUAUUUCAUUAGGCAGAAAGAUGGAUGCACCUUGGAUACAGAAAGUGAGAGGCAUAAACUUACAGAGUGUUUGAUUGCAGCGAUCGAGCGAAGAGUCUCCCGGGGCUUGAGGUUGGAUGUACGUACUCAAAACCGGAUGAAACUGCUCGCAGAUGUAACCAGAGUGUUCCGAGAAAAUGGGCUAUCGAUAUCCAGGGCAGAGAUUGGAACACAGGAAGAUAAAGCGAUCGGAUCAUUCUACGUUACGGAUGCAUCAGGGAAUGAUGUAAAUCCAAACACGGUGGAACUGGUGAGACGAGAGAUUGGGGGAUCCAUCUUGGUUGUUAACAAGUCAUCAAGUUGUAAUAGCAGAACCAGAAAUGGUAAUGUAGAAGAGAGGCCGAAACUCUCGCUAGGAAAUCUACUAUGGGCUCAACUUGAGCGCCUCUCAGGCAAUUUCAGCCUCAUAAGACCUUUGAGGAGGUCCUAGCUCUAGAACUGCUUUCAGCUUGUACAUAACGUAAAUGAUCAGGAUUCAGGAGUCGAGUAUUUUUUUCUUAAU
This is a messenger RNA of Rubroshorea leprosula, 1742 nucleotides long. Lineage: Eukaryota; Viridiplantae; Streptophyta; Magnoliopsida; Malvales; Dipterocarpaceae. The record is from the annotation of a GenBank genome assembly.